UAUCGUCUAAGGUCAGAAACAUUAAUAAUAAAUAAACGAAAAGAUUAUCACCUGAGGAAAAUUAAUAUCUGAUUGUUUAGAAAAAAAAAUCAUAAAAUGACUGCUGUUACCCAAUCUCAAAUAGAUCAUUUGAUAACUGAAUUAGAACCGCAAGUGGACACAGAAGCACAUCAGGAGGAACUAGGCUUAAAAGUGUAUGAAUGGUAAAUAUAACAAUGAUGUUUAUCGGUCUGUUUGUGUUUCUUUUUGAACAUAUUAGCUUUCUAAAGGCUAGACCAGAAUAUAUUUGUAAAUUUUCAAGACUUCAAGGACUUGAUGUUAGUAAUUUUGCACAAACAGAAGGGCUCAAGUACUAUGCAAGAACUUUUGUUUCGGCUCUUUUGCCGAUAAUUAAAGCUGCAGCAAAUAAGUGUGAAUUAGAUAAACUUUGCUUGAAUGAAGCUGUUGUGCACAGAAACCGUCAAGUUAACGAACAAAUAUUUCUAGAUUCUAUGCCAAUAUUUAUUGAUUUUUUUAACAAUUACAUCAAUGAUCAACAAAAUAAAGAAACAAUGAGUAAAAUAUUGACUUACGUUUUUAAAACAAUCGGUUCUCAAAUUUAACAAAACAAAGUAACUCAAUAAAAUACAUAACUUAAAUUGUUUUUUUUGUUGUUGUUGUUGUGAAAAUUAACCUUUUAUUCUUUAAAUUAAUUUGACAAUUUAUGUUGUAAAGCUAAAAAAAAUGCACCAAUAAAUAUAAUUUUAUAAUUAGUAA
This is a messenger RNA of Schistosoma rodhaini, 756 nucleotides long. The record is from the annotation of a GenBank genome assembly. Lineage: Eukaryota; Metazoa; Platyhelminthes; Trematoda; Strigeidida; Schistosomatidae.